UCCUCUCAGGUUUUCUCCUGGAUCCACAGCCCGAAUCUGCAUCACUGCCUCUGGGUGGCAGGGUUAGUCUCGGGCUGGGAUCCCACGCCGAGUCUGUCCUUCGUCAUCCCGUGCCUGCAAUCCUCCUUACGUAUUUUCUCAGCUCACUAUUCUUUUGCCUCCGUCUGACUUUGUCAAAAGGUCGAGUCCUCUUUGCCCGUUCGACCACGUGUGUCCCCUGGAACCUUCUCCCUAAACCAGCCCUUACCGCGCCGCCGCCCUCACUUUCUCCUUCCUUUCCUGGCCCGGAAACGCCACUCGACAAACAUUUAUUGAGCUCGCUGGGCUACCGAGAGCCCCUUUCUAGACCCAGCCGCAGCUCUCGCCUCCCUCCGCCCUGCCCACCUGUCGGGAACUGGGGGUCCCAACUCUCCUGACUACGUCAUGGAAUCCGCCCGCUUCUUCCAACUGCAUCGCCCCACCUCUUUCCCCGGGACCGACUCCUGAUUGGUGGGAGUGUGGGUCACUCUGCCAUCCCACAUGUGGCCCGCCCCUAUGGCGGGCUCAGGCUCCGCCUCCUCGCUUACCCACUCCUGUUAAUCGCCCCGCGGCGAGUGCCGAGAAGUUCUGGGCAAAGUCCUGGGACCUGGACGCGAGAUCGCAGCGCCCACGAGCGGAGCCGGGCAAAGGGACCCUAGCGCAAGGCGGUCAGUGCGCGGCUCCGGCUGUGGUCCCUCUGUUCGUCCGCGAGAGGCCAGUCUCCUGCGGCUGUGCGGGAACUGUCAGCCAAGCAUUGCGGGAGGACAGAGAAGCCAGGUUUGCCUCCUGCGGGCUCUGGGACGAACCUUGGAGCCGGGCACCGGGAACUCGGCGGCGUCGGGCGCGCAGGGAUUUCCUCUGGGUCAUGUAAAAUGCUUUGAAAACAUAUUGGAUAACAGCUAAACCACCUGCCUGGGAGGUUCCAUACUCUCUGCUGCACUGACUUCUGAUGGCAUUUUGACUGCACCGAGGCCACGUGACACACUGCUCAUGAUGAGUGAUGAGAAGAACCUCGGGGUGUCCCAAAAAUUGGUCUCCCCUGCAAGAAGCAUCAGUAGCUGCUCCUCCAAGCAGGGAAGUCGACAGGACAGCUGGGAAGUGGUGGAAGGACUGAGGGGAGAGAUGAAUUACACCCAGGAGCCAUCAGUUCAGAAAGGGUUUUUGCUGAAAAAGAGGAAAUGGCCCUUGAAAGGCUGGCACAAGAGAUUCUUCUAUCUGGACAAAGGAAUCUUGAAAUACGCCAAGAGCCAGACUGAUAUAGAGAGAGAGAAGCUGCAUGGCUGCAUUGAUGUUGGGCUCUCGGUGAUGUCUGUAAAGAAAUCAUCGAAAUGCAUCGAUCUGGACACCGAGGAACACAUCUACCAUCUGAAGGUAAAGUCAGAAGAAGCCUUUGAUGAGUGGGUAUCCAAGCUCCGCCACCACCGAAUGUAUCGUCAGAAUGAAAUCGCUAUGUUUCCACACGAAGUUAAUCACUUUUUCCAAGCAUCCACCGUCACAGACUCUUCGUCUGUUGUCUUGGACUCCAUUUCAAGUAGGAAGCGCAGCAGUUUAUCAAAGCAGAAUUCGUUUCAAACUGGAAGCCAUUUAUCAUUUUCUUGUGGUGGUGAGACUCGAGUUCCAUUAUGGUUACAGUCUUCAGAGGACAUGGAAAAAUGCUCAAAAGACCUGGCACAUUGUCAUGCCUACCUGGUGGAGAUGAGCCAGCUCCUCCAAAGUAUGGAUGUCCUGCAUCGGACAUACUCAGCACCAGCUAUCAACGCCAUCCAGGUUCCUAAACAUUUUCCUGGCCAACCAAGACUACAUUCCUCCAAUCCUAAUUUAUCAACACUAGAUUUUGGAGAGGAGAAAAAUUCUUCCGAUGGCUCUGAAACCUCAUCAGAGUUUUCUAAAAUGCAAGAAGAUCUGUGUCAUAUUGCCCAUAAAGUUUACUUCACUCUAAGGUCAACUUUUAAUACCAUAUCAACCGAGAGAGAGAAACUGAAGCAGCUGAUGGAGCAGGAUGUGUCCUCGUCCCCCUCUGCGCAGAUUAUUGGCCUGAAACGCGCCCUGUCAUCCGCCCUAGCACAAAACACAGAUCUUAAAGAACGCUUGUGCAGAAUCCAUGCUGAGUCUCUGCUCCUCGACCCCCCUGCUGCUGCCAAGUCCAGUGACAGCCUGGCAGAGGAAAACUCCACAGACGACAACCGACCGCUGGUCCAUCAGCUUUCCAAUGAGAGUAGACUCUCCAUCACUGACUCCCUUUCAGAGUUUUUUGAUGCACAGGAAGUUCUGUUAUCUCCAAGCUCUUCAGAAAAUGAGGUUUCUGAGGAUGAUUCAUAUGUCAGUGACAUAAGUGAUAACCUUUCCUUGGACAAUCUCAGUAAUGAUUUAGAUAAUGAGAGACAGACCUUGGAGCCUGUUAUGGAAAGCCGUGCGGAAGUGAAGUCCAAAAGGAGAACUUGCUUGCCGGCACCCUGCCCCAACACCAGUAACAUCAGCUUGUGGAACAUCCUGAGAAACAACAUAGGGAAGGACCUGUCGAAAGUGGCCAUGCCCGUGGAGCUAAACGAACCUCUGAACACGCUGCAGAGGCUCUGCGAGGAGCUGGAGUAUAGCGAGCUUCUGGACAAGGCCGCACACAUCCCCAACGCCCUGGAGAGGAUGGUGUACGUGGCAGCCUUUGCUGUAUCAGCAUAUGCAUCUAGCUAUUUCCGAGCUGGAAGCAAGCCUUUUAACCCUGUUCUUGGAGAAACCUACGAGUGUAUCCGCGAGGACAAGGGCUUCCAGUUUUUUUCAGAACAGGUCAGCCACCAUCCACCUAUCUCUGCAUGUCACGCUGAGUCUGGAAAUUUUGUUUUCUGGCAAGACGUGAGAUGGAAAAACAAAUUCUGGGGCAAAUCCAUGGAAAUUGUUCCGAUAGGCACAACGCAUGUGACUCUGCCCGCGUUUGGAGACCAUUUUGAGUGGAACAAAGUGACCUCUUGCAUCCAUAACAUCUUAAGCGGGCAGAGGUGGAUUGAACACUACGGAGAGAUCGUCAUCAAGAACGUGAAUGAUGAUUCCUGUCACUGCAAAGUGAAUUUUAUAAAGGCAAAAUACUGGAGCGCUAACGCCCGUGAGAUUGAAGGUACUGUAUUUGACAAGAGUGGAAAAGCGGUGCAUCGGCUAUUUGGGAAAUGGCACGAAAGCAUCUACUGCGGUGGCUCGUCCUCGUCUUCUUGUGUCUGGAGAGCGAAUCCCAUGCCAAAAGGCUAUGAACAAUAUUAUGGCUUCACACAGUUUGCACUAGAAUUAAAUGAAAUCGAUCCGUUGUGUAAAUCUUUCUUACCACCUACUGACACUCGAUUUAGGCCAGACCAAAGGUUUCUAGAAGAAGGGAACAUAGAAGAAGCUGAAAUGCAAAAGCAGAGGGUUGAACAGCUACAGAGAGAAAGGCGGCGGGUCUUAGAAGAAAAUAACGUGGACCACCAGCCGCGGUUUUUCAGGAAAUCUGAUGAUGAUUCUUGGGUGAGCAAUGGCACCUAUUUGGAACUUAGGAAAGAUCUUGGCUUUUCCAAACUGGACCAUCCUGUCUUGUGGUGAAAAAGGAAAGAACGAUACAUCCUUGCACUUCUCCUGUGUUUGCUUUCUGAAGCCACAAACGUGUGUCUAUAUAACAGAUAUUUUCUAGAAUGAUCACUUGUGCUUAGCUUAGCAUUGUAUUUAAUUAUGUAUUUUCUUCAGGAGGUUUCUUUACAAUUUCAAAUGUUAUCACAAUUGUUUAUAUGAAUGUGGAACACCUUGAUAUUUCUUUUUAUAUAUAAACUAUUUAAUAAAAAUGAAAGAUUGAAUGUUAACGUGUGGGUUGAGAAAGAAGCUUUAACACUAAUUUUCCAAAGGUUAGGAAAAUUGAAAUUAAAUUGAUGCCUUAUACAAUUAAGUUGGAGAAGACAAAAAUCCAUCUCUCCCAGGUGCAUUAAGAAAUAAGAAUACCCAGGGUGACUCAUGUGUAAGCUACCCAAGUUUAAUUUGGUAGCUCAGAUCUCUUUUUGCCUCAGACAGCUCUUGAACUGCUCAGACAGAACAAUUCUGCUGGUGCUGGAGUCUGGAGAAUAUUUACAUUUACAUUUUGGUGGUUGAGAGGAUAGUAUAAGUUUAGUGAAUGUAUGUUUUUAUAUGAGGUGCAUAUGGCACCUUCCUGGUUAGAAAGCAUUUGAGCUCAUCCGUCCCUAUAGUUUUCUUGCCUUGUGUGUAAAAUUAUACCGUUACUCAGAGAAAUUGUGGGUGAUCCCAUUAAUUAAAUGUCAUAAUGAAAUCCCAGAGAGGCAGUCGGAAAUUUCUCCUUAGUGACAGCUGAAUCCCUGACAAGUUAAGAAACUAUUUUCUGCUUCCCACCCCACCCCUAGCUUCCCGUCCUGUGUUUGACCACCUCUCUGUUGAGUGUGGAAUGUCCCAGUUUUAGUAUAAAACAUACAGCACAUUCCACAAGCACCUUGACUUUGUAAAAAAGUUCAGCAAAAUAACUGAUUUAAAAUACUGUUUUGGUAUUUUCUACCUCUUAAUAAGCACCAUAUUUUAGAUCUUGUAUAAAAAGUUUGACCAUCUGCCUUAUAGACAAUUGUAGAGAAUUGUUCUUCCUUUGUGUUGUAUUCUGAUAAAGCUUUAAAUGUCUUAUCCCUUUCUUACACUUUCUUUUUAUAUCACUAUUUUGUGAGUUUUGCAGCAGUCUUGAAUAACACAGAUUAUAACUACAGAAAGGGGAAACUUUGUCUUUUUAAAUGUGUUAUUUCAAAUUACAAUAUAAAAAUGUGUGCAGUCGUUAAAUUGUGUUAUCAAAGCAAUUCAAACUUCUGCCCAGAUUACAUUAAAACCAAAGCCUAAUUUUUAAGCCUUUUACUCCAUAAUAAUUAUCCAUAAUAAUUCUAUGGAGUAUCAAGUAAAAUGGUGUGGUAAAAAUAUUUCUCCCCAAAACCUUUUUAGAUAUUUAAGUAACUUCAAAGCAUAUAGAAUGCUAUGAAUAAAAAGUAGAAUAAAUAACAGAAAAAAAGAAUGCAUGAUUUUUCAGUGUCACACCAAAUAACCAGUUUUGCAUUUUCAAAAUGGAGAGUUAUGGAAAGUGUGUCAGUAGCCUUUUGGAAUCUGCAAGUGACUAGCUUUUUAAAAACAAUAAAUGCAUUCACUCAAUAUUGCGUUCAUCCAUUCCAUUUUAUCAAGAUAUCAAAAUGAACACAAUGUUAAUAUCGUUUCCAUUUCUAAGCCUUUAAAUAACACGUUCUUUGGUCUGUGCUUUGUUCUUUUCUUUUCAAGCAUGUAUCCAAAUUCUGCUCACAGACAGGAAGAAGAAGAUUGUGUAUUUAAGGGUACUCAAGGGGGAAGCGAAUCUAGUUUUCAUAAUGUGAACGUAAAUGUAGAUUUUUAGUAAUAUUGACUGUUAAAUAAGCCUGCUCCAGAAGCUGGCUCAAAAAAAACCCAAACCAAAUAAAUAAAUAAAAAUGAAGUGUGCAGCCUGAACGGAUGUAGCUUUGUCAUGCAGUAUUUGGAAAUUCUUUGUCUCAAUGUUAUUAUUUCAAUUGACAUUAUGCUUCAUUUUGGAAUUACAAGGAUAAAUGGACCAACUAUCAUCUUUGUAGUCAUUUUAUUUGAGAUGGGGGGGAGGUUAGAACAUGAUACAGAACUAUAUUCAAAUUUUGAAAUCUACAUCUGUACCAGCAUCUGUAAAGGACUUUUCUGAUAUUUGAACAGCUUGGUGAUGCAUCCUGAUAUUAUAAUUUUAAAACUACCUUGAGGGGGAAAUGGCUUCUUUUUCUUCUUCAGUCCCUAUUCUCAAAAGCACUUUCCCACCUAAUUUGUAAUUCAAUGGCAUUUUAUAUUUUUAAGAUGAAGAAAACAGAAACAUGGCAGUGUUUGGGAAGAAUCGAGACAAAAAGUAAUUUUUCUGGACUUUGAAUCCCCUGAUUAACUAACACCAAUCAAUACACCAUUUGAGACACAUGUUUUAAACUCAAUUUUUAGUCCUGACAUUCUACUCCAAAUUUAUGGUGAAUGACAAAGAUAUUCUUAGAAGGAAGACUUUGUGUGGCCUUUCACAUGUCCGUGUGGCCACUGUUGCGGACCCCAACCUGCAGGAGAAGGCCACAGUCCCGAGGUAGCCAGGCAGCAGAUCACCUCCCUCCCAGGGCCCCAAAUCCUAAGUUGGUAUUUCCCUGAGUCAAAUGUAUUCAUCAAAGUCUCAG
Messenger RNA from Rhinolophus ferrumequinum (greater horseshoe bat), 6209 nucleotides. It is a transcript of the gene OSBPL3, whose product is annotated as oxysterol binding protein like 3. NCBI's taxonomy places the organism in Eukaryota, Metazoa, Chordata, Mammalia, Chiroptera, Rhinolophidae. Gene Ontology annotation, cellular component: perinuclear endoplasmic reticulum; intracellular membrane-bounded organelle; plasma membrane. The coding region runs from base 1009 to 3579 and encodes 856 amino acids. Gene Ontology annotation, molecular function: cholesterol binding. The record is from RefSeq and is a predicted model, not a curated record. The transcript is spliced from 22 exons.